AUGGCGUCAAAAAGCUACGAAGAUCUGAUCUCAUCACCCCCUGGAUUGACAGAUAUCGACUUCACUAUCGAUGAUGCAGAGAGAGACAUCCCUAAGAUCGCGGCUGGUCUUCGUCGGACCGGAGGAGAGCAGUUCACGCACAUCACGAUUACAGCACCGUCAUCACUCCCAUCAGAGAAAAGGAGUGUAUCAAGAGAGACGAUGAGAGGACUGGGUCUACUGAUCAGAGAACAAACCAAGAACCUUCAGUGGCUUUGUCUGUCCAGAGUGAAGUGCACAGACGAGGAAGACUUGGUUGAAUUCGUCGAGACUUGCAGACAUGUGGAGACGAUGAAUCAUCUAAUGCUUCUUGAAUGUGGAACAAACGCAAACGGUAGACUAGGACUGAACAUCACAUGUAGUGUUAAGCCACUCAGGGUGAUUCCUUUGCAUGAUGAUGGUAAACUCUCUGUAGAGAAAUGCCACUUAUCUUCCGAAAUGACUGAGAGAAUGUGGUCCUGUCUCAGAUCCUUCAACUCACUGAACCAUCUCACCAUCUCAGACUCCUCUCUCAGUUUCCCUUCAUCUCCUCUUGAGCUUCCAUUCGUCAAAAAGCUAUCAGCUGAGAGAGUGACGUCACAAAGCUAUGAAAGUCUGCUCUCGUCGCUCCCUGGCUUGAGACAUAUCGAUAUCACUAUCGAUGAUGCAGAGAGAGACAUACCUCAGAUCACGGCUGGUCUUCGUCGGACCGGAGGAGAGCAGUUCACGCACAUCACGAUUACAGCACCGUCAUCACUCCCAUCAGAGAAAAGGAGUGUAUCAAGAGAGACGAUGAGAGGACUGGGUCUACUGAUCAGAGAACAAACCAAGAACCUUCAGUGGCUUUGUCUGUCCAGAGUGAAAUGCACAGACGAGGAAGACUUGGUUGAAUUCGUCGAGACUUGCAGACAUGUGGAGACGAUGCAUCAUAUAACGUGA
Molecule: messenger RNA, 957 nt
Organism: Strongylocentrotus purpuratus (purple sea urchin)
Lineage: Eukaryota; Metazoa; Echinodermata; Echinoidea; Camarodonta; Strongylocentrotidae
Exons: 3
Coding region: 1-957 (318 amino acids)
Source: RefSeq, a predicted model, not a curated record